Durusdinium trenchii is the source of this 1088-nucleotide messenger RNA. Lineage: Eukaryota; Dinophyceae; Suessiales; Symbiodiniaceae. The record is from the annotation of a GenBank genome assembly.
AGCCGCUGGCUCAAUCUUGAAUCGCUGCAGCUGAAAACCCAUGGCCAUGAUGUGCUUUAUUGUGCCAUUGCUUCUGGCAAUGCUUGCUGAGGCGGAUGAAGAAUGCUUGGAGAUGGAUGUGAGGAUGCUACAGCACAGUGCAUUCGUGUCCAUUGAAACCCAGCUGGCCUCUGAGUCAGAGGCAGCCCGCAAGUCGUUGGAAAAUUGCGGGCACUUGAUUCAGGAUGCUUGUGAUCCCAACGCCAACGCCCCCUGCAGCAACAAUUGCCGCAUCCAUACGCACGGUCAUGAUUGCUAUCGGCCGGUGCCUGAGGUGAUGGCAGAACAUCCAGGAGAAGAUGGCUUUUGCUAUUUCAACUACACGGGAUUCUGGGUGGAUCCGUUGGGCGACAACCCGGAUUAUGUGCAGAGUGCAUCGCAUGCAAUUCUCGCCAUUCGAGGUUCCUAUUAUGAAGGCUUCAAGAAAGGCCCUUUGAUCACCUUCAACUUUGAAGGCAAAGCGAUUACUACCUAUAUGGACGCUAUGCACUAUUCCUAUGACGACCUCUAUGGCUACUCCUUGGGAUAUUUGCAGGGGCAAGGUUUGGAGCCUUCACUUCUGCAGAACAACACCGAGUGGAUAUCUGUUUCAAAGGCCAAAUGUGAUCAGAUCCAAAACACCUACAAGUUUCAGAACGAAGAGCUGGUCCUUGCAGACUGGUUAGAUUACAACCAAGUGAUCGCAACAAAGGUUGCUUGCAGCGCAAAACUUCAACCCUACCUCAUGUCCAAGUCUGUCCUGGCAGCGGCGCGCUACAAAAGCAUCGACGACUGCGAUCCUGUUACUGCUAGAGACUUUGCAAAGCACCACUACAUCAAGUGUUUGCUCGGAUACCCAAAUUCAGCCGCUGAUGCUGCAUAUUUGCUAGCGCGGGCAUGUUUGCUGGAGAUGGGGACUCACAUCGGUCACUUCAGCGAAUGUCCAUAUUCACCGGAUGUGGAUUUUUGAUUCAGUGGGCCGCCCAGCCGGCAGCCAACGGUCGCCGGACAUUUGCAACAACGCCCCAAAAGUGUGCGGUGUUGCAGUGCUCCCUCUUGGUUCUGUUGCA